GAUAAAAGAAACAAAGCUUCUUCCCUAAGCUUUACUUCAUAGCGACGUUCAGUUUUCAGACGGUUGCUACCUGCAUGGGAAGAUGAAGCGUCCUUCAACGUUCGUGUUUGUCAGAACCCAGUGAACACGUCUCUGGACUAUAGCCUGGUUUGCUGGCCAUGGCGUAUUUAGCCGUCCUUCGCUCCGACACGGGUGUGCCGUUGUUCAGCCGGACGAAAGGUGAAUUAUCUCAGCUUCCGUUCCCUUUGAUUGGCACGUUGAAUGGAGUGCACUCGUUUGCCAGCCAACACGCCACCACACUAGCCAGUGCACUCAGCGAAGAUGCCAAGAUUGUCUGGAAAAGCUACCACGACAAGGUUACACUGAUCCUAGUCGCUGGUGAGGAGGGCUCUACGGACAUUCACUUCAAGAACAUGUUAGACUACAUGUACAAUGGACUGGUCAGCAUUAUCGGCCUCGAUACGCUGGUGGAGGUCCGGAGCACGGAAAGGCUAAAACGAGAGACGAGGCUGUCAUUUGGUCUUAUUGACACGCUGCUAUUUGGAACGGACCUGCUAGGACCACUGACUCACUCUGUCGACGUCAUCGCCACGACUGAAACUCCUAUACUGGAGUCCUUGCUGAAUGCAUUCUCUGAAGCAGCGGAAACUCAGUUUGCAUGUGCCUUUGUCCGGGGCCGUGUCGUCGCCGCAACUGCAGGAUGGUGGGAUCUAUCUCCGUUUGACUCGGUGAUGCUAUCUCUGCUAUGCACGCACCAUCCUAAAUCCACUAGCCAAGAUCUGCCUGUGUACCUGCCCAAGGCAAGCCCUAAUACACCGCAUCGUCUUCUUAGCCUCAAGGUGGUGGAAGACUUCACAGUUGCUCUGCUCUGCGAGGCUGUCCCAACCCUGGAGGACGUACAGGAACAGAUACUACCCAGCAUUUGGACAGGUCACCUGGACACCGUGCACAAGUGCAUUCAGACGUUUCCGCGCAACGUGCCAGCUCAAGUGUCCCUGGAGAACUCCCUGCUUGCGUUCAUUCUGGUGAAUGAUGAAACUCACCGCUGCCUAUCCAGCUAUGACUUGGGACCAGCCCAGCCGCCCGAUGCCCCUACCAACGCAGACUUUCUAUCACCCGGUCAACGCCGUCUCGUUUUGACGUCCUUCUAUAAGUCGACGGUGGGGUCAAUGUUCCCACAUGCACUUCAAGAUGACAAUGGUGCUGAUACAGACUUGCGCAAUAUCAUUCCCCAUCAACCCGUGGAGACCUACCUGUGUGCGGAGGAGUACAAGUGUUAUGCGUUGCACUUCAACUUCCACCAGCUGUUCACGUUGUUUACACCCAGUACUCCCACAUAUUCUAUGAGAUCACUGAGCUACAGCACACUGGACUCACUGACCACCGACCAGUUUAUCAGCGUGUAGUCGGCAUAAAGCGACGGCAACGUUGCCUUGGACGGCGAUGAGGAUGAUGUGCGAGAUUUGCAGCCACGGCGAAUGUUAAACGCGGAUUCAUCUGGAUUAUUGACAAGGCGUACAGCGUACAACGACCUGGCCGUACCAUGAUUGCACUGCCCGUGUAGUCAUUGUCCCAGACCAGCAGCACAAGUUCCAUACCGUACUAUUUCUAAUGUGUUAUCAAGAAACGAACGGAUAUUCUAAUAUGCAACUGCUCAUACUUCGAAGUACAUGGACUUCACAGAAUAUUUACCGAGUAGUUUAAAAUUUGGGUAGAUGGCACACACUGCAAACAAAGGAUACUUGGGAGAAAAGCUGAACUGACCUUGAACAUUAUAAUUUGACGUACAUGAUUGCUUGGCUUGAGCAUUGAGCCCCUUUUCUGCAUAUUUGUUAGGCAUGCUACUUGACAUGCUACAUAACUAGUCAACAAUAGCCAUUUUCUUUUUUUAUCAUUACUAAAUCAGCAGCACAUUACCAAUCAAAAAAUGAUGGUUGAAGGAAAAUAAAAGCUUGGAUAAACAUGUGUUU
Messenger RNA from Sycon ciliatum, 1970 nucleotides. RefSeq names its product protein fuzzy homolog. Gene Ontology annotation, biological process: non-motile cilium assembly; vesicle-mediated transport. The transcript is spliced from 16 exons. The record is from RefSeq and is a predicted model, not a curated record. The coding region runs from base 159 to 1406 and encodes 415 amino acids. NCBI's taxonomy places the organism in Eukaryota, Metazoa, Porifera, Calcarea, Leucosolenida, Sycettidae.